Daphnia magna is the source of this 1666-nucleotide messenger RNA. RefSeq lists its product as uncharacterized. The coding region runs from base 243 to 1415 and encodes 390 amino acids. The record is from RefSeq and is a predicted model, not a curated record. The transcript is spliced from 4 exons. NCBI's taxonomy places the organism in Eukaryota, Metazoa, Arthropoda, Branchiopoda, Diplostraca, Daphniidae.
UAGGGAGAUCACUGAAACUUUUGUGUUAUUACUGUGGUUCUGCUUGGCGAUUUUUCAGGGGGGAAAAUAGUAGAAUUGCGCAUCAGGAUCUCCCAGCAAACUAUCCGUCACUCUAUGGGUGGGCUGUUUACAUCGGUUGUUCACCUGGCAACGGUGUGUGUGUGUGUGUGUGGGCUUAGACAAAUGGAUGUGCAAGAAAACACCUGAACAAAUCCUUUAUUGACCUCCAUGUCACUUUGAAAAUGAUUGGAAUAGGGGAAUUGGGAUUAAAUUUGAAUUCGCUCAAUGAUUCCCUUGCUUCGAGCAUGACCGUCAGGGAUAUGUACUCGAACAGUAAUUUGAAUUCGGCCAGCAGUCUUUCUUGGGCUGACGACGAAGUAGAAAACUAUGCUACAAUGAAAGUGCAGCACUACCUUGACAAGUUGGAAGACUUCCUCCACACAGGCAAUCCACCUAGUGAAAGAUGUUUCAACCAGUCUGAAGCUGAACAAUGGAAGAGUUUAGUCGAUCAUUUCAAAUUGCACAACUUACUGAAGGAAUCUCAGAGACGAGUCAAUGAAGAACAAUUGAGAAUGAAUCCCAUCAAAAAAGGGUUGGAAAUACAUGGCCACAGUUUUGUAAGUCUACCACCAAACAACAAGUACGGAAUAAGCAACACAACAAUGGGGUACAGCCAUUUUCAGACGCCAAGAAUCAGGAGUGCCUACCCUGUCAAGAGAGAAGCACAUCCAAUCAGGAUAAGAAGUGCCCACCCUAUGAAAUCGCCACCACUGCCGGCCAUAGGAUUGCGUCCCAGCACCAGAUCUGGCAAUGCCAACGAACGUUCCUACCGUUCGAGAAGUCCAUCAAAAAACCUUGAUUACAUGAAAAUCCUUGAUGACACGGCCCGUCUUUCUAUCCACAAAAACAUGAUCUUGACACCUGACGAGGUGCCUGCCUUUAGCAACAAGACCGCAUCGCCAAAUAAAGGCUACACUCCGUUGAAACGGGUCAAAUUGCAGCCUUCCGCACUCCCCAGGUUCACGGAAAACGGUCCACAGGCCACCAAUUUGCCACCACUGGCUGAAGCCAAACAUUCGCAUUACCGCAGGAGCAAAGCCAAAUCAAAAACAACUCCUGCCGUUUCAAUGACGAAUCCCAAAUCAGCCUAUGGCAACUUGAAAACUCUGAAUGGCGAGAUUGGUUACCAGACGGUUGGCAAAAAGCCCACCAGUGCCGCGCAACAAAAUCGGUAUACGGUGCCGCAAACAAAACCCGGCCAACACCAACACUACCGCCAAACUUGUAACAUUCCUGCAUCAACUUAUCGCGCCGGAAACAGCAUCGAAUUAGUCGGAACAAGUCUGUCGCUUUUCGAUCCCAUCGCCCGGUCAGUUCGCCCCAUUUCGAUACCAAAAUUGCGUACCACUUUCUGAAUUUGCCUACCAAGUAUGGGAGGUAUAGCGUACCUCCUCAAUUCCUAAACGAUCUCUCCAUCCGUCCUAGUCUUGCUUGCGGCCACGGCAAGGUCAGUGUGUCCUUUUUGUCUGUGCCCGGAUCUUUACAUUUACCAUUGGCUUUUAAUGUUCAAUUUCUUCAAUCCCCCCCAUUCGCCAGUCGGGCUCGUCUAUCAACGUUGUACAAUGUGACGAUGAAUAAAUUGUAAUCCGUCUGCGGUGAAAUGCAA